Phyllostomus discolor (pale spear-nosed bat) is the source of this 1059-nucleotide messenger RNA. RefSeq names its product WBP2 N-terminal like (gene WBP2NL). The coding region runs from base 19 to 1059 and encodes 346 amino acids. Gene Ontology annotation, cellular component: nucleus. The transcript is spliced from 6 exons. Gene Ontology annotation, molecular function: chromatin DNA binding; transcription coactivator activity. Gene Ontology annotation, biological process: positive regulation of DNA-templated transcription. The record is from RefSeq and is a predicted model, not a curated record. Lineage: Eukaryota; Metazoa; Chordata; Mammalia; Chiroptera; Phyllostomidae.
AGAGGGGCCCGGAGCAAGAUGGCGAUCAACCAGAGCCACACCGAAAACCGCCGAGGGGCCAUCGUCCCUUACGGCGAAAGCGUCCUGCAGCACUGCCACGACGUGGACCUCUCCUUCCCUCAGCACCCGCAGGGAUCCAAUCUCUUGAGCGGUAAAAGGAGGGGGACGCUGUUCCUCACUUCAUACCGGGUGAUCUUCGUGACUUCGCAGCCGGUCAGCGACCCCCUGUGCUCUUUCAUGAUGCCGUUCGACCUCAUGAGCAACUGCACCGUGGAACAGCCCGUCUUCGACUGCAACUACAUCAAGGGAACCAUUCGGGCAGCCCCGGAUGGCGGCUGGGACGGGCAGGCUACCUUCAAACUGGCCUUCAGGAGAGGAGGUGCCAUCAAGUUUUCCCAGAUGCUGAUGAGCGCUGCCUCCGCUGCUGCCCGGGGAACUCCACUUAGAAGUAUAAACUACUGGUUUGGCAGUCCAGGGCUGUUCGUCGUUGCCGGGCAGGGGGGCGCGCUGUGCAACCAAGAGAUGCCUUGUCCAGCAUACCCAGUUGUUGUCUACGGGCCCCAGCCUGUGAGAUACGGAGCCCCGCCGGGAGGAUAUGGAGCCCCACCGGGAGGAUACGGAGCCCCGCCAGCAGGAUAUGGAGCCCCGCCAGAGGGAUACGGAGCCCCACCAGAGAGAUCUGAAGCCCCACCUAUGGGAUAUGGAGCCCCACCGCCUGUAUACGAAGCUCUGCCUGCGGGGAACAGAGCCCCACCACCUGUAUAUGAAGCUCAGCCUGUGGCAUACGGAGCCCCACCGCCUGUAUACGAAGCUCAGCCUGUGGCAUACGGAGCCCCACCACCUGUAUAUGAAGCUCAGCCUGUGGCAUACGGAGCUCCAUGGGCAGGAUAUGGAACCCCGCCUGCAGAAUAUGGAACCCCACCAGCUACAAAUGAACCCCCAUCUGCUAGACAUGCCGCUGGGACCCACAGUCCUGCGGCUGCCCAGCCUGCGGGACACGAGGCUUCUCCUCCUUCCACCUCGUCGCCUCAGGCCCAUUCACCGUCUUCCAAGAUGUGA